Molecule: messenger RNA, 1049 nt
Organism: Morus notabilis
Lineage: Eukaryota; Viridiplantae; Streptophyta; Magnoliopsida; Rosales; Moraceae
Product: protein C2-DOMAIN ABA-RELATED 4
Exons: 3
Coding region: 65-625 (186 amino acids)
Source: RefSeq, a predicted model, not a curated record
GGGGGAAAGAGCAAGAGAGAGAGAGAGGGAGGGGGAGUAUAAAAAGGAGGAGAGAGAAGAGGGGAUGACGGAUUCGCCAACGACACCAAACCGCGGAGGAAGAGCGUCGUCGUCAUCGUCUUCUCUGAUGGACAAUCUUCUGGGGCUCCUCAGAAUCCGUGUUAAACGCGGCAUCAAUCUCGCCGUUCGAGACGUCCGUAGCAGCGAUCCUUAUGUCGUCGUCAAGAUGGGCAAACAGAAACUGAAGACACGUGUGAUAAAAAAGGAUGUCAACCCUGAGUGGAAUGAAGAUCUAACUCUUUCUGUCACAGACCCUAAACUUCCAGUCAAGCUGACCGUGUACGAUCACGACACGUUUAGCAUGGAUGACAAAAUGGGAGAUGCAGAAUUCGACAUAAAAGCGUAUAUAGAGGCUCUGAAGAUGAACUUGGAAGGCCUUCCAAGCGGCACUAUAAUAACAAGAAUACAACCAAGCAGGCAAAACUGUUUGGUUGAAGAAAGCAGCAUCAUGUGGAAUGAAGGCAAGGUCAUCCAAGAUCUCUGCCUCAGAUUGAGAAACGUUGAAUGCGGUGAAGUAGAAGUCCAAUUGCAAUGGAUCGACCUUCCCGGUAGCAAGGGUUUAUAGAGUCUAUGAGUGCUCUAUCUGUGUUCUGUCCUGCGUUACUUAUGGGUUAGUUUGAAGCUUAUACUUUUACCGUUAAAGUGAAAAAUCACAGAGUUGGAUAUAUAUAUAUAUAUAAUGAGCUGACCUUGUAUGUGUUUGUAUUUUGCCUGUCUUAUAGUCCAUAUUAUAGGUGAAGAAUUUUUGCUGCUUUCUAAUAAACAUAAUACCGGAAAUAGGCGUUCUUCUUAUAUUGUUGGAAAUCUCUAAGCUAGCAAGUGCAUGCUUUAAAAUUAAACUUGCCCCUUGUUCAAUAUAGCCGUUGGGCUUUGGCUCUUUUAUUACGCGUACUUCUCUUUCAGUGUUUUCUGGGUGUUUGUCAACUUGCCAGUUGCACAUCCUAGUAUACUUGUGUGUUUGCCUGCAAAAUGCUUGUACCUAAUUUCAA